This is a messenger RNA of Perognathus longimembris pacificus (Pacific pocket mouse), 915 nucleotides long. RefSeq names its product putative gustatory receptor clone PTE03. The record is from RefSeq and is a predicted model, not a curated record. Gene Ontology annotation, cellular component: membrane. Gene Ontology annotation, biological process: G protein-coupled receptor signaling pathway. Lineage: Eukaryota; Metazoa; Chordata; Mammalia; Rodentia; Heteromyidae. Gene Ontology annotation, molecular function: olfactory receptor activity; G protein-coupled receptor activity.
AUGGACUCACAAAACCAAACUGCUGUCACAGAAUUUCUCCUUCUGGGUCUGUCAGAUGAUCCAGACCUUCAGCCCAUCCUCUUUGGGCUGUUCCUAUCCCUGUACCUGGUCACUGUGCUUGGAAAUCUGCUCAUCAUCCUGGCUCCACCUCCCCCCCCCAUGUACUUCUUCAUCUCCAACCUAUCCUUCACUGACAUCUGUUUCAGCACCAGCACUGUCCUCAAGAUGCUGGUGAACCUCAAGAGACAGAACAAGGCCAUCAGUUAUGCAGGGUGCCUCACUCAGGCCUGCUUCCUGUACUUUGGGUUGGAAAACUUCCUGCUGGUAGCAAUGGCGUAUGAUCAGUAUGUGGCCAUCUGCCAUCCUCUGAGCUACACAGUCAUCAUGAACCCCUGCUUGUGUGUGGUGUUGCUCCUGUUCUCCUUGCCCAUCAAUAUUGGGGAUGCCCUCCUUCAUAGCCUGAUGAUCUUACGCCUGUCCAUCUGCACAGAUCUCACCGUCCCCCACUUCUUCUGUGAACUGAACCAGGUCCUCAAGCUCUCCUGCUCUGACACCCUCAUUAAUAAUAUCCUGGCAUACACAGUGACCACCCUAUUGGAUGGGGUUCCUCUCAUUGGAAUUCUUUUCUCUUAUAUUAAAAUGGUCUCUUGUCUUUUGCAAAUGCCCACCUCAUCUGGGGGCAAGUCCAAACCAUUCUCUACCUGUGGGUCUUACCUGUUUGAGGUUUCUUUGUUCUAUGGGACAGCUUUUGGGGUUUACAUUAGUUCUGCAGUUACCAACUCUUCCAGGAUGAUUGCAGUGCCUUUGCUGAUGUAUACGGUGGUCCCUCCCAUGAUGAACCCAUUUAUCUACAGCCUGAGAAACAGAGAUAUUAACCAAGCCUUGAAGAAGCUCAUCAGAACAUUUCUUAGAUGA